Vombatus ursinus (common wombat) is the source of this 2424-nucleotide messenger RNA. It is a transcript of the gene CNOT8, whose product is annotated as CCR4-NOT transcription complex subunit 8. Gene Ontology annotation, cellular component: CCR4-NOT core complex; P-body; CCR4-NOT complex. The record is from RefSeq and is a predicted model, not a curated record. Bases 213 to 1091 code for a protein of 292 amino acids. Lineage: Eukaryota; Metazoa; Chordata; Mammalia; Diprotodontia; Vombatidae. Gene Ontology annotation, molecular function: poly(A)-specific ribonuclease activity; nucleic acid binding. The transcript has 7 exons.
GGGAAGGGUGUGUGGGUGGUGCAUAAAGUCCUGGUCCUCUCUGGGCCGAGAGCCCGCUCUCGCUGUUGCACUCCGUGCUAGGAGCAGAUCCGGCGCAGGGGUUUCGGGCGGGAGGAAGGAGUCGGUCCUAGGGCAGCCUCCGCCCCCCGGGGAAUCUGUCGGCUUGCCUGCCCGCCCCUACGCCCGCCCGCUGCGGGCCCAGCAGGCCUAGGAUGCCUGCAGCACUUGUGGAGAACAGCCAGGUUAUCUGUGAAGUCUGGGCCAGCAACCUAGAAGAAGAGAUGAGGAAGAUCCGAGAAAUUGUGCUUAGUUACAGUUACAUUGCUAUGGACACAGAAUUUCCAGGUGUUGUAGUGAGACCAAUUGGGGAAUUUCGAAGUUCCAUAGACUACCAGUAUCAGCUUCUUCGGUGUAAUGUUGACCUGCUUAAAAUUAUACAACUGGGCCUCACAUUCACAAAUGAGAAAGGAGAAUAUCCUUCUGGAAUCAACACCUGGCAGUUCAACUUCAAAUUCAAUCUUAUAGAGGACAUGUAUUCCCAGGACUCUAUAGAUCUCCUUGCUAACUCAGGGUUACAGUUCCAGAAGCAUGAAGAGGAAGGUAUUGACACUUUGCACUUUGCAGAACUGCUCAUGACCUCAGGGGUAGUUCUCUGUGACAACGUCAAAUGGCUUUCAUUUCACAGUGGUUAUGAUUUUGGCUACAUGGUAAAGCUGCUAACUGAUUCGCGAUUACCAGAAGAAGAGCAUGAAUUCUUCCAUAUUUUGAACCUCUUCUUCCCAUCUAUUUAUGAUGUGAAAUACUUGAUGAAGAGUUGCAAAAACCUUAAGGGAGGUCUUCAGGAAGUUGCUGAUCAGUUGGAUUUGCAACGAAUUGGCAGGCAGCAUCAGGCAGGCUCAGACUCACUGCUCACCGGAAUGGCAUUCUUCAGGAUGAAAGAGUUAUUUUUUGAGGACAGUAUUGAUGAUGCUAAAUACUGUGGUCGGCUCUAUGGCCUUGGCACAGGAGUGGCACAGAAACAGAAUGAGGAUGUGGACUCCGCUCAGGAGAAAAUGAGCAUACUGGCUAUUAUCAAUAACAUGCAACAAUAAUGACGGGUAUGGCUUUGCAGGAUGGGCCCAAUUCAGUACUGGUGCUUACUGUCCUGACUGGUCUCUGUAUGUGUGUAUCUCUUUCUCCUUUCCCAACAGAAAGAGCUUCUAUUGAGUGAAUGGUUUCUACAGUCUGCAUUGAGCAGAAAGACUUUUGUUUUACUGAAGACAAGUGAUAUCUUCAUUUUAGAUCAGAUUAAAGAAUUUCACUGUGAAUUUGUAAACAAGUCUUUCACCAAUCCUCAUCCCCAGUCCUUUCCUCUCCAGUUGCCAUCUACCACCAGCAUCUAUGGCUGUCUGGAUACCUUUUUAAUAUCAGGGACAAGUCAGAAACAAACAAGUAAAAUGUAUAUAACUCUUAUCUGUUGUCACUCUUUUCAUUUUAAAAUUUGUUGCUAAUCUCUGAGAAUAAAGAUUUACCUGAUACUUAGCUGAGCUGAGAUCUGCCAGUGAAAACAGGAUAAAAUGGUAUAUUUGUGGACGAGUUUGUACAUGCUUGGUUUUUUAAAUUCUCCUAAGGGAAUUUUUUCUUCCUUAUGUCUCCUAGUUUUUCUUCAUAUUAUAUAGAAAUGAACUGCUUGCUCACUGCUAAAAUGGAAACUUUCUUCUCUUAAAAGUAAAAAAAAAUCAACUGUUGGUCUACCCUUCAGUCAUGGCAUUUUCCAGAACUCAAUAUCUGGCCAUUCAGAUGUCUUAUUGUUCCAUCAUGCCAGAGACUUGCUGUAUCUUGUGCUUCCUUUGAAGUCUUUUUAGGUAUUACUUUGAUAAAACAUCUUGGAAUAGAUGGAGAGAAAAGCCUCCCAAUUUCUGUUUCCUAAACAGCAACUUUGGACCAACUGUCUUCCAAAAUAGGAAAAUAAUUUCAGAUGGGGAUUUGGGAUUCUAGCACUCCUCUUUCUUUUCAUUCUCCCUUAUUUUUCCCUUCAGUGAGUCUGAAGAUAAGGUGAGGAGGUGGUUAAAUGUAAGAAGGGCAGCAAAGGGAUUCAGUUUUUGUUUAUAGAGUUCUCUUGGAAGUAAUAUUCCCACAUCUGCAGUAUAAAUAAAGCUCAGGACAAUUAUUUUUCUUUUUGUUUUAAAAUCUAGUCAUUCAAGAGUUAAGUUGUCUAUUUCUUGAAUAACUGCAGUGUGGACUCUUUUUUGAAGAUCAAAAUCCCUGUUGCACUGGAGGGAAUGAAACUGGUUACUCACUGAAGUAGAUAGCCUUAUUUUAACAAGCUUAUGGAAGAUUCAAUUUGUGGUACUUUAAUCAUGUCUCAGGUAUUAUAAGCUGGUAUUUAAAAUGCUUGUAAAUAUUUAUGUUUUUAAUUUUGUAAAAUAAAGACUUUUUUAACCA